CCAGGACACGUCGGCAUGGCUUCCACCACUCCGUCCAUGACGGUGGUCAGUUAUAACACCACUACCUGGCAAAGUAACAGCACUCAGAGUACGUAUACAAGGAACCCAAACGAAAUCCUAGAGUUGAAUUUGCGUUUCAUCCCACUCACCGUCGUUUCUAUUCCUGCUAACCUCGGCAUCAUUAUCCUUAUCUUGUAUCACAAGACUUUGAGAACCCAAACCUUUUUCCUGGGAGUUCUUAGCCUAAGUGUAUUUGACUUGUGUUUCAGCGUGUUUGCCCUACCAAUGUUACUGGACUCCCUUAUAACGUGGGGAGAAUGGCGUCAUGGUUACCUUGCAUGUCUGAUCUACAUCGUGAUAUUAAACAGCAAGAUCUUUAUGACUGCUUUCAUGGUAGGUGCACUGUGCAUUGAACGUGUGAUUGUAAAACUACGAUUGGUCGCGCUGAUUGGUGAGAAAACAGCAACAACUCUAUCAAGGGUGACGAUAGUGAUUCCCUGGUGUCUUUGGCUUCUGGGUGCGGUGCUCAUCGUUCUGGCCAAACAGGGUGAUAUGACAAAAAACAGGUAUAUUCACGAGACAUAUUGUGUGUUCUUGGUGGACCAUACCUUUCAUAUUCCAUUCAUACUCAUAGCGUACCAUAUUCCACUCUACCUGCUGGUACUAAUAACUAUAACAACGAUGGUUAUUUACAAGUUCUGGAAGUCAGACUGGAAUCGUUUAUCAGCGGAGAUCGUGGAACCGGAAGUUGCAAGUUUGUUCAUGUCCACACUGUGUGUAUGGAUCACGAGUUUUGUUUUUGCGAUCUUUAACACACCUUGGCUAAUCUGGAUAACGAGGAUAGUGAUCUGUAUACGCCGUAUGACCGAAUGUCCGUCCAUUGAUAGCUACUUUAAUAACUAUUUCGUUUCUCUUAUACCGACGGCUGUUCUGCCUUUCAUUUGGCUCAUCACCGUUGACAUCCGAGUCGUGCUGUCAUCAGUUAAAAAUCGUGUGAUGACAAAGAUAACAUCCUCAGGUGGUCAGAAAAAUGCGUUGUCUUUCUCCUCUCUCAGUCAUAAAAUGUCUUCCUCGGAAGAUUCAGCCGUCCAACACUAAAUGUAUUUUGAAAUGAAGAAGUGAUCGCCAAUUAUACUUGCUUCAAUUGAUGGCCUAUGAAUGACGCGGAUGACACAUCCAAAUUAUUCUUCAAGUUGUACAUAUGGAAAGCUGGGAGACUUAGAACGGAAAACAUUCUUUUAUCAUGUCAUCAGUGUAAUAACACCAAUUACAUAACUAAUAUCGUUACACGUGUUGCAUGAUCUUGCAGCACUUCUACUGUGACUUUUAACUUUAUGACGUCAUGUUAUUGUGCUGUCAACAAGGGCAGAGUUAUAGAGGGAGGUUAUCGUCAAUUUAGAGUUUGUAUCAGUCUCGUAGAAUGGGUUUUAUCAUCAAUGUUUUCAAAAGUAUUUAAGCUAUGUGGUAAAAAGAUUCUUACAUUGGUUUCGGUUUUACUGGAUAAAUAAAUAUAGUAAUUUUUUUCUCCUUUUACCUCGCGUCAGAGAUUCAGUGAAAUCAAAAGCAAUAUAAGAUUUGUUUUAAAAAAUUCACGAGAAUUGAAUGGGACCUUAUAUACGAUCCGGUAUUUAUCUUGAAUUACGUUUCACAUUUUAAAUUAUAAUGUAAAACGUGUAAUGUAAUUCAAUACUGUAUCAAUAGGUCUUUUGAGACAAAAUCUGUUAGAACUGUAUCAGGAAUCGGUUAUAUCUGCUGUAGGACUUCAUUGUAUGCCGUGUCUGUUAUUUGUUUGUUUUUAUGUAUAGCGCCACAUGGUGGCUAGAUAGAUAGGUUUCCGUGAGCAUUUUGCUGACCUUGGAUCAGGAACUGGUCAGGGCUGGUGACCCAAUGUGGUGCAACACCUUCUGGUAAGUCUUUAAACUUGUAUUUUGGCUUGGGUCAAAAAAAAAAUCUUCAGCGUUAAGCGUCAUCUGUUUUAUUCCCGACACAAUUUUUUUUUCUAAAUUUUCGCCGUCUUAUCUCUUAUAUUCUUAUAAUAUCCGUCGUCUAUCUGUAACAAUGUCACGUGUGCGGUGCCUAUAAUACCCGCGUCGUUGUUGUCUACAUGCCUUCGUGUCGUCUAUAUACUUGGAGAAGUGUGACAACGAGUGUGGUGUAUUAAUAUUUCUACAAGCCUUGUAUCGUCCUGUACAUGAUAUUGAUUAAUAAACAUAUGAACCUUUUCUUGUAUUUGGUUGUCCUGUCAUAAACUUUUAAAGCGACUAUAAUGUUUAAAAAAUAAACACUACAAGAAAACGAUAUAAAACGUUCUAUUUUCCAAUAGUAUGUUACAA
Ylistrum balloti is the source of this 2333-nucleotide messenger RNA. RefSeq lists its product as uncharacterized. The coding region runs from base 16 to 1098 and encodes 360 amino acids. NCBI's taxonomy places the organism in Eukaryota, Metazoa, Mollusca, Bivalvia, Pectinida, Pectinidae. The record is from RefSeq and is a predicted model, not a curated record. The transcript is spliced from 2 exons. Gene Ontology annotation, cellular component: membrane; neuron projection. Gene Ontology annotation, biological process: neuropeptide signaling pathway. Gene Ontology annotation, molecular function: G protein-coupled receptor activity; neuropeptide binding.